Xenopus laevis (African clawed frog) is the source of this 1529-nucleotide messenger RNA. RefSeq names its product natural cytotoxicity triggering receptor 3-like. Lineage: Eukaryota; Metazoa; Chordata; Amphibia; Anura; Pipidae. The record is from RefSeq and is a predicted model, not a curated record. The transcript is spliced from 9 exons. Bases 40 to 903 code for a protein of 287 amino acids.
UUCAAUCCAUGUUUGAUCUGCUCGUUUCUCAUUAAAAGGAUGAGACCUGUAGGAUUGCUGCUUCUACUGAAGACCCUCAAAGGGUGUCUUCCACAGGAUAUUCAUGUAUCUCAGAUACCUGUAAUAAAUACAAGAGUGGGCAGUACAGUCAUCUUACCCUGUAAUUACACCCUCAACAUUAAAAACAGUACAGCACCCGGAUGGUAUGACUGGUACAGGCAUGUACCUAAUGGACCUAAAGUGUCUGAUGACAGUGAGGAUUUCAAAGGGAGAAUCUCCAAAGUAAGUAAUGACAAUUUCAUGGAUCAGAAAAGAGCUGAUAUUGAGCUGAAGGAUGUGAUGCUUUCAGACACAGGGAAUUACAUCUGUCAAGUCUCAUUUGUGAGCAGCAUGGUAAUAUCAGCCCAUGGCAAUGGAACAUUCAUCAAUGUAUCAGAAUCUACAGAGAAUAUUCCUGCAGGAAAUACUCUAACAGUUUCUCUCAGUGCUGGUGCCGCAGUCCUCAUAAUACUCAUCUCAGUGGCAGGUUAUCUGGCUUACACCAAUAAAGGUUUUCAUUCCAACAGAGAAGAGGGACCUAUAGUCUACACAGACUUCACAGAACCAAGGAUUGACAACUUCCACAUGCCAUCACAAGAGUGGCAGAAUACAGAGAAUCAAUUGUACAAUGGAGAAAACUUUCAGAAUACAUAUGCUGAGUUUCUAGACAACAGUAGAAUCCAUAUUCCCCAAAAACCAAGGAUUGACAACUUCCACAUGCCAUCACAAGAGUGGCAGAAUAAAGAGAAUCAAUUGUACAAUGGAGAAAACUUUCAGAAUACAUAUGCUGAGUUUCUAGACAACAGUAGAAUCCAUAUUCCCCAAAGUAAUCAUGAAACGCAUCAAUACAGUAUGAUACAGUAGAAAACCAUUUUUUUUGGGCAAGGGCUUCAAUACCUUGGAUCAUUUGCAUCUACAUACGGCAUCCUAUGAAUAGUUUAGAAAACAUUAAAAUGUGGUUAAAACAUUGCUUUUUAUGUGGAAAUUCUUUAAUACAAAGAGUUUUCAGGUUUCUCAACUCAAACUAGCUGAAUCUAUUUUUUAUUCAAGUUUUUUCUUAAAUAAGAAACGAUUUAAGUUCAUUUGAGGUAUAAAAACUCUAAGAUUCAACCUUUGAUACAUAACCCCUUUAAUUUUAACACCCUUCUAGUGUUCAGACAAUACCUUGGAUCAUUUGCAUCUACUUAAGGCAUCCUAUGAAUAGUUUAGAAAACAUCAAAAUGUGGUUAAAACAUUGCUUUUUAUGUGGAAAUUCUUUAAUACAAAAAUAGUGUGUAGUUCAUGAAACUCAUCUCAUAUCUCAUAAUUAAAAUAAAAAAAGCUCAACCAAACUCCCACGCUCGAUAUUGCCUUAUUUAUUAAUAAAAUAACUCGAAUAAAUCCGUGCAGGAAAAAACCCGAUAAAAUUGAGCAGAAUCAAAAACCAUAUGGGAGGUCCUCUUCCUCCUGAAUCAAUCAGUUUUUGUAUAUAAUUCUUAUGUUUGGGGGCA